Messenger RNA from Peronospora matthiolae, 663 nucleotides. The record is from the annotation of a GenBank genome assembly. NCBI's taxonomy places the organism in Eukaryota, Oomycota, Peronosporomycetes, Peronosporales, Peronosporaceae.
AUGGCUACAGCAUACCCCGUCGAAGUGGACGUCCUGAUGGUGUGGGUGUCAUUUCGUCACAUCAUUUCUAAACACAAACACGGGAACAACAAGCGCUUCUUAUUCUCUCCUCACGCUACCGACACCGAGAUCCUCCUUUCCUCCGUCGAUGUACCUACUCCUCAAGAAUCUGGUGACGCUGUUAUCGACGUUGUCGCACACCGUUUCCCGUUCUGUCUCGUGUGGUCUCCUAUUCCCGUCCUCACAUGGUUUGUGCCCUUUAUUGGGCAUUUAGGUAUCGCAGACAGUAAAGGCAUUAUCUUCGACUUUGCCGGGCCCUAUACGAUCGGCCGCAAUGACUUUGCCUUUGGUGCCCCCACCCGCUACUUGCAAUGCCAAGUGGCGCCUGAAAAUGUGACAGAAUGGGACGAAGCUAUAGCUGCAGGUGGCCGGAUGUAUGAAAAACGGAUGCACAAUUUGUGCUGUGACAACUGCCACUCUCAUGUCGCCGCGUGUCUCGAACGCACCGCUUAUGCGGGUCGUAAACGGUAUAAUAUGGUUUAUCUCUGCUUUUGGAUGUUCAUUCGGGGAAAGUAUGUGGGUGUCGCAGGCUUUAUCAAGACGUGGCUGCCAUUUGUCAUCGUGGUGGCAUCAUUUGUCAUUUGUGGAGUGUUGACGGCAUAA